UGGUUAACCAUUUACCAGCACACCACUGAGGGCAUUUAGAACCUAGCACAUGGUAAACACUAUGAUAAACGUUCUCAUUAUUUUCCCGUUUGUCCACUGGGUCAGGAUGUAUAGUCUUUUUUUGUGUCUGGGUUGGAAUUUAAAAUGUUUGAAGAUCACAGAAUUACAAAAGGCCAGAGAGUGGCUAAGCUACACCUAUUUAACUCUCCCAAUAAUGCUGUUAAGUCUGUACUAUUGAUUAUCCCCACUUUCCAGACAGGGAAACUGAAGUUCUGAGGCGGUAAAACUCAGGCAGCGCCGCCAUUAUCUGUAGUGCGAUCUGAAAUUGCAGCCGAGCAGCCUCCGCGCGCUCGCUCACUUCAAGAACGCAUUUCUCCUAUCACGUUUAUGUCCCCAGCGGUAAUUUCGCUGCCCUGCACGCGAAAAAUGAAUGGGUGGCAUCGUGCGCGUGGCAUCUUGGGAAAUGUAGUUUACAGGCUCAAUGACAAGCAUGGUCCAAGAAGGGAGGGGCGGGGGAGCAAUUCGAUCUUGGCCUCGGAAUAAAAAGAACAAAGAAUCGCCGGCAGUUUGCGCGUCGCGACGCUUCAGCCACGCAGUGCGUGGAUUCAGCCACUUUGGCCGUGCCGCUUGCAUGCCGGGAAACGCAGUUCGCGAGCCCCGGUUACGUCGACAAUAGAUGACGGGACUCACGUUGUACGUUCACAUCAGGUCCCGGCACGCCGGAGCCUGGGCGGUCCACGAUGGUGAGUUUGCCACGCUGCGACAGCUCAUAGGCUUGUCCCCCGGGCAUUCUGGUGAACUACGAACGCAAACUGAAGCUCUACGACUUGUCGCCCGUUUGCGCUCUCGCCGAGGCACAGGCUGCUCGCGGACCACCCUGCUCCGAAAACUAAGAGGUAGGUGGUAGCCCACUCAUCUGGUUACUGAUACUGGCCAGCAUCAGCUGACUGUCGGCAGGUCCUUGGGCAACUGGUGUGUGAAAUGGGACGGACGUCGAAGGACAAGCGGGAUGUCUACUACCGCCUGGCUAAGGAGAAUGGCUGGCGUGCUCGCAGCGCCUUCAAACUGCUACAGCUGGAUAAGGAAUUCCAACUCUUCCAAGGCGUGACACGGGCAGUUGACCUGUGUGCAGCCCCGGGCAGCUGGAGCCAGGUGCUGAGCCAGAAGAUUGGGGGCCAAGGGUCCGGCCACGUGGUGGCUGUGGACCUGCAGGCUAUGGCUCCACUACCAGGUGUGGUACAGAUCCAGGGGGACAUCACCCAGCUGUCCACUGCCAAGGAGAUCAUCCAGCACUUUAAGGGCUGCCCUGCGGACCUAGUGGUGUGUGACGGGGCUCCUGAUGUAACCGGCCUCCAUGAUGUUGAUGAGUAUAUGCAGGCCCAGCUUCUCCUAGCUGCUCUGAACAUUGCUACACAUGUCCUGAAGCCAGGGGGCUGCUUUGUGGCCAAGAUAUUCCGAGGCCGGGAUGUGACGCUCCUCUACAGCCAGCUGCGAGUCUUCUUCUCCAGCGUGCUGUGUGCCAAGCCCAGGAGCAGCCGGAACUCCAGCAUCGAGGCCUUCGCUGUCUGUCAAGGCUAUGACCCUCCCGAGGGCUUCAUCCCGGACCUGAGCAAACCCCUGCUGGACCAUUCUUACGACCCAGAUUUCAACCAGCUGGAUGGUCCCACCCGCAUCAUUGUACCUUUUGUGACUUGUGGGGACCUGAGCUCCUAUGAUUCGGACCGCAGUUACCCACUGGACCUAGAGGACGGCUCAAAGUACAAGUACACUCCACCCACACAGCCCCCCAUCUCGCCACCAUACCAGGAGGCCUGCACGUUGAAGAAGAAGGGGCAGCUGGCCAAGGAGAUCCGCCCCCAGGACUGCCCCAUCAGCAGAGUAGACACGCUUCCCCAGCCCCUGGUCGCCCCUCAGCGCCACAGCCUGCUGGCCCCUGAGAUGGAAGACAAUGAAAUGAGUUGUUCACCUUAACCCAUUACGCUGGCAAGCUGAUACAACUCAGAAACUGCUCAGUGUCAGGAAAACCAGAACUUGUUGAUGAACUUGUUUUCAAAAUAUCAUCUCAUCAACGAGGCCUGGACAAACAAGCCCUGAGGAGGGAUCUGCAACAACCCUGAAGACAACAAGGAAAGAAAGCAUAGACGUCUCUCCGCACUGCAGUGGGAAUUCUUGAGGGAGGUCUUACCUCUUCUUUAAACCUCUUCAGGAGUGUCCUGAUUAUAUCCAGAAAUUUCCCUAAAGGCAGGGAUUCUUAACCUGGAUAGAAGCCAGGGGUAACCAUAAACUUGAUGGAAGAAAAUGUUACAUCUUUAUUUUCAGCAAUAAAACAACGUUAGCCUUACUCCCAAGUUAUAAAUGCUGGCAACAAAUCACAAUAGUAAAAGCAGUACCUGGGAUUUUCCCACCAAUACAAACCAGUUACAACAACUGUAAUGUAGCAUAAAAAGGGUAUCUUGAAGUAUUGUUCAUAUUUGUCACCUCUUGGAAUGAUAGCAGAUCCUAUAAGUUGAUGUAUUAAUUAAAAAGCCCAUAUAUGACUGCAGCUCAAUUUUGUUUCAAUUUAAUAUAUAGUAAUAAUUGUAAUUCAA
Mandrillus leucophaeus (drill) is the source of this 2588-nucleotide messenger RNA. It is a transcript of the gene FTSJ1, whose product is annotated as FtsJ RNA methyltransferase homolog 1 (E. coli). The transcript is spliced from 13 exons. The record is from RefSeq and is a predicted model, not a curated record. Gene Ontology annotation, molecular function: tRNA methyltransferase activity. Gene Ontology annotation, cellular component: cytoplasm. Gene Ontology annotation, biological process: cytoplasmic translation; tRNA methylation. NCBI's taxonomy places the organism in Eukaryota, Metazoa, Chordata, Mammalia, Primates, Cercopithecidae. Bases 982 to 1971 code for a protein of 329 amino acids.